Messenger RNA from Triticum turgidum subsp. durum (durum wheat), 450 nucleotides. The record is from the annotation of a GenBank genome assembly. Lineage: Eukaryota; Viridiplantae; Streptophyta; Magnoliopsida; Poales; Poaceae.
AUGGCGGCCGCCUCGCUCAGGGCCCAGCUCAACGCCCACAUCGCCUCCAUGUACGCCACGGGUAGUGUGGACGCGUAUUUCCAGCAGCUGCAAUCGAUGGACGAGGGCAGUGCUGCCACGGGCUUCGUCGCCGAGGUCAUCAACAUCUUCCUCAAUGACGCCGACAGGAUCCUCAACGACAUCGCCAGCCUGGUGAACCAGCCCGAGGUGGACUUCUACAAGGUGGACGCCCUGGUGCAUCAGCUCAUUGGGAGCAGCUCCACUGUUGGUGCUAAGAAAGUGAAACUCGCCUGCAUGCAAUUUCGUCAGUCCUAUGUGGCCAAAAGCAAAGAAAGGUGUCUCAUGCCAUUGGCUCUUCUUAGGAAUGAGUUUUGUGAUGUGCGCAACCAACUCCAGACCAUGAUGCAGACCACUUAUUCGAGGUCUUUGAAAGUCCCAUUUGCUCCUUGA